Mercenaria mercenaria is the source of this 3750-nucleotide messenger RNA. RefSeq lists its product as uncharacterized. The transcript is spliced from 10 exons. NCBI's taxonomy places the organism in Eukaryota, Metazoa, Mollusca, Bivalvia, Venerida, Veneridae. The record is from RefSeq and is a predicted model, not a curated record. Gene Ontology annotation, molecular function: metalloendopeptidase activity. Gene Ontology annotation, biological process: proteolysis. The coding region runs from base 1 to 3750 and encodes 1249 amino acids.
AUGUCAGAAGCAAAACCUGUGCGGAGAUCUACAUCCAAACAGAAUGCACCAUGCUUUGUACUUGAAUUAGAGGGGAAUCAUGUACGUCAAGCCAAAGCAGACACAAUGAAGGAUUUAAUUGCUCGCACGGAUGGUGUUAACCAAGCUGCACAAAAGAUAAAAGAUUAUAUAACAAAAACAUUUUUAGUAUCAGUUUUGCCAACGGGCAAUUUCUUACCGAAGGAAGAAUUUACAGUAACAGAAGAAAAGAAAACAUUUUCUUCGAAAAACUUUGCAUCUGUAUUAAAGGACCAUUACAGACUGUUAUCUAAGCUUGUAAACUACACAGAAUAUGCUAGAACAAACAAUCAAAUAGGAAUAGGGAAGAAACCGGGAUCCAAAAAACUCAAAGACAAGUUACUCAACAUUGAAGACCAGUUAUAUCAGAUUAUGUGUGAUAUAAAAAUAGCUCUUAUUGGACAAAAAGAGGACGCAAAGAUAGCGUCUGCAAAUCACCAAGUGUCGUCUGCUUUCAAAUCAGCGGCAAAACCAUUUAACAACGAAACAAGAAGGACAUAUAGAAUUGAAGGAAAAAAGACAAAGGGGAUACUAGGGAUCGAGUAUCUUUCAUCGAGAGAACACCAGAUGCAACAUUUUCGCGAGUCCUCAGCAGAAUCAUACCAUGUAAAUAAAGAAAUAGUUUAUGUGAAACACGUUCGCAGCAGUGAUACAGAAAAAGAAUAUCCCAAUGAGUUAGUUUUGUCCGUGCAUAAAGACGGUAUCAGUGAUGCCUUUUUGGAACUUCUGCUAGAAAAAUACCUAGAGAAUUUGGAUUUCACUUCAAGUGGAAGCGAAGUGUUGCAAACCAAUGCAGCAACAGAUAACAAAAAUGACAAAAGAAAACAUCAGAUGUACAAAUUCAACAAAGGUCAAUCUUUUGUUACAGUAAAGCGGCUAUCAGAAAGUCAUUUCCAUUUGCUAGGAACGUUUUGCAUGGAUGGGAAUGUCAUAGGUAUUGAGCCAUUAGAUGAAAGCAAGAGUCUCCAUUCGAAACAUUUUUUCUCUUUAGAUAGUUAUCAUUCCACAGAAUGUGCCAACUCCGAAAACUACCAGAAAGACGACUUCAAUGAUAUCGAAGAGAAGCCUUUGGAUUUUAGACUGUCCAAUGCAUUCAGCACGUUUUCCGAUGAAACAAACUUAAAAGAUAGAGUAAAACGGGAAGUAGAACAUCUGACUAUUGAGCUCCUAAUGGUUAUCGAUUUUGCCGCUUACAGCUGGUGGCAAACUAUGGUAGGCAAACCUGAUAAUCACGACUCGGACAUUAUGGCAAUAAUCAGACAGUAUUAUGCUUACAUUUUUCAAGGGAUAAACAAAAGGUUUAGUGCUAUAGAAGAUCAACCGUUCAUUAUAGACCUUGCAUUUUCUGGUUUGUUUGUAGCUAAAACUGAGCUCGAGUCUUACUGGACCACAAAGAGCGUUAUAGAUGGAGAUGGAGACAGUGCACGCGUAAUGGUCAACUCGUCAGAAGCUCUUGAUAAAUUUCAAAAAUGGCUGGAUGAAGCAGACUUCCUUCCAAAAUAUGACCAUGCGAUAUUGUUCACAGGAACAAAUCUGACAUACGCUGGUAGUCCAGGUAAUGCAGGUAUUGCCUUUGCAUCGUCAAUGUGUCGAAACAUCUCCAACUCGUCAAUAGUCGAAGAUAUAUUUGAUUACAGAACAGUAACAUAUGCUACUCAGCAAGUUGCACGAGCUCUUGGCACACGGGAUGAUAUGGAUAACAAUGAUUGUCUUGAAUUCUUUAACCACAUUAUGGUACCAAAGUUCAAAUUGCCAAUUAAGUCGUUUGGUUCAAAUAAAUGGAAAUUCUCCAAGUGCUCUGAGCAGUACAUUAAUGAUUAUAUAAUUGAAUUAAAUGAAGAUGGUCUGACUUGUCUGAAAGAGACGUCUCUGGAUGAGCGAUACCCAGCUGAGUUAGCCGCAUUAGUUAAUGACCUACCUGGUGUUAGUUACAGCGGUAGAAGGCAAUGUGAAAAUGCAUUUGGUUUGGGAUCGGAUAUCUGUCGCAAAGAAAUAGAAACAAGCUAUUCUAAAAUUUGCGGAGGACUUCUAUGUACGUUUCCAGGUUCAGAUAAAUGUGGAUAUAUACUUCCGGCAGAUGGAACGCCUUGUGGUAACAAAAAAUACUGCUGGCAAGGAAGUUGUUUAGACCAUAAAGAUGCGCCGGAAAGUUCUGAUACUUGCGUUUUUGGAAAUGAGCCAAAUAUGAACUGCUACAAUCUUGUCGUUAGUGAACCAAGUCAAUGUUAUAUAGACGAUAUAAGAUAUAAAUGUUGCAACACUUGCGAAUUGCUCUUCACUGGCAUUACUGGUUGUGAGUACGGUGACCGAUCUGACGACUGUGAUCUUAGAGUCUGCGUUAAUGGUGAUCAAGAUUACGCUAGUAAAACUUGCUGUUUAACAUGCUUAGAUGGACCUACACCAUUUGCACGACCUAUAUUAAGUACAGAAGCGGAAACAUCUGCAUUUACAUCCACAAAAUCUACUUUGUUACCAUUGUCAGAGUCACCAUUAACUCCUGGUUCAUCAUUAUUAUCGUUGUCAUCUUAUUCUUAUACUGCAUCGACGUUAUCAUCUUUAAGAUCGACAUUGUCGUCAUCUUCAUCAUCGGAUUCUUCCUCUUCAUUGCCACCACCUGUAAUGACUACGUCUUCCCCAGUAUUCUCAUCGUCUGUUCAAAAUUUAUUACAAAAUACAGAUCAAACAGAUGACACAGGCACUAGGCAUGAAAUGUCUACGGCUUAUCCUCAUCUUGAUGGAGAAACAUCAACAUCGUAUUUGUCGUCAGAAAGUUUAUAUCAAGAAACAAAUGAUAUAUUUAAAAAAUAUCCCUCUACUUAUACAUAUUCUGAGUACGCCAGUACUAAAAUUCCAAAAGCAGGCAACUUAGAAACGACAGAAUCUUUAACAAUAAACAAACCUUUACCGACUCCAGAAACCACUCUUGAUUUAGUGACGGAUAUCUUUAAAGCUACACCUUCUCAGCAUGCAGGCACAUCUACACUGUCCAUCGAGACCUUAAGCGAUGAUAAAGUAGAAGCAACUGGAAAGGAAGAACAUAUCUUUUUGGAAACAACUACCAAAACCUCUGUCCAAAAUGCAAGCAUGUGUACAACACAAACCUUGUGCGACUGUCCAAUUAACGCAGAUCCUGUUUCUAGAACAGCUUCUAUUUCCCGUACGGUUCCCACCAGACACCCAGUAACUCAGCCUACUGAUGCGACAAAAUGCAUUUCUGCUCACGUGAAAGACACAAAUCAAUCAGCGAUUGAUAGGAAUUUUUUUAGAAGUGUGGCUGGGUCAAUGCGGAAAAGUCAACGACGUAUAAGUAGCGGUGUAUAUCAGAACAUCAAGGCAUUGUACUUGGCCGUAAGUGGACACCUCAGGGGAUUCCAACGCGAGUAUGAAAAUGAGAAUGAGUCGGGACGAGAAGGCAGCGAGACUCUGUCAAAUGAUGAUGACGAUAUGAACAAAAAAUUGAAGCCAAUUUGGAAAAUCCAUUACCAUGAUCUUAUCAGAGACCUAAAGACAGAUAUCAGGGACAUGCGCUACAGGGUUCUUGCUUUAAUGAAUUUUUGCAUGAUUUCUUUGACCUCCUCUUGUUGCAGGAGAAAAAUCAGGAAGACAUCUCCUAAAAGUAUGGACAAAAACACAGUUAAAGCAAGUAUAAAUAGUAAAGGAAGUAACCCUGUUAUUGUAGAUAUGUAUUACUGA